This is a messenger RNA of Asterias rubens (European starfish), 2390 nucleotides long. Its product is annotated as methylthioribose kinase-like. The record is from RefSeq and is a predicted model, not a curated record. NCBI's taxonomy places the organism in Eukaryota, Metazoa, Echinodermata, Asteroidea, Forcipulatida, Asteriidae. The transcript has 8 exons. Bases 106 to 1275 code for a protein of 389 amino acids.
CCUGUCGUCUUCCGCCAUCAUCAUAACGCAACUUCAUGCUGUCAGUGCAUGCUGUAUUUUGUUCCAGUGUGAAAAUAUUUACAAACAUUCUUCACAAUUUUCAAAAUGGCAGACAAACAGACAGACACUAAAGUGGAGUGUAAUGUUGACUGGGAACGUUUGCAAAAGGAAUUAGGCAAUGAGUUUUGUCACCUUGAAUGCACUACUGAGGAGCUGAGUGGUGGAGAGUCAAACUGGUUAUUCAGAAUAACAUCUAAGACUGGAUCAUCCGUCAUCGUUAAGCAAUCCAUGGGAUACAUGAAGUGUCUUCCACAACUAGCGGUACCUAAAAUAAGGAACAAAUUUGAGUAUUCAAGCCUGUCUGUAAUGAAUCAACUCGCUCCGGGGUCUGUACCGGAACCAAUAUUCUGUGAUGAAGAUAAAUCUUAUUAUGUAAUGCAAGACCUCUUUGACUACGACAUCCUACGACACAUGUUCCAACGAUGCCAGGCUAGUCUACCCGCUAUUCAAGACGUGGCACGGUACAUUGCUAAGCUACAUCGGGGUACACAUAAGAAUAUUGUGAGUGAGACCUACAUCACCAAGCAAACGGAGAGGCCGAAGGACCUCAUAAAAGCGGCACAUGAGUUCCUCAAUAACUAUGUUUUUAAAAGCAUACACAAGGAAGAAAACAUCGAGAGACAGUCACCUGCAGUGAAGGAACUGUACGAUCUAGUGUGCAAUGAUCCAGUGAUCGUUGCGAAUAGGGCGAGGCUUCGAGACGCCAUGGCAACGAAACAAGAAUGUGUGAUCCAUGGAGACCUUCAUGCCAGCUCCAUCUUUAUAAAAGAAAACUCUGCAAAGAUCUACGAUCUUGAGGUAUCACAUGUUGGACCAGCGGGUGAAGACAUUGGCCAUCUACUCUCCAAUUACAUGGUUGUCUAUCUGGAGCAUAAGUUCUACCCGUCUAAAGAUAAUCCAACCUUUUAUUAUAUUCUGGAGGAAUGCAUUAAAGAAACAGUGAAAGUAUACUUUAAUGAUGCGGCCGAGUAUCUAACGCCCGAACAAUUCGCUGCAACAGUCUCUGAUACAGUUGGAUUCAUGGGCUGUAGGCUCGUAAGAAGGAUUUUGGGUAGACCGGAGGCAGGUGACGAUCCAGCAGAUCGAACUCUGAUUGAACUACCAUGUCUACACUUGGGUAUUAGUCUCACUAGAGAGUAUACCAACAUAAUCACUCCAAGUGUUCUCAUUCAACAUCUCUUUGACAACAAUGACGUCCAGAUUAAUAAUAAAUAAAUAUUGAACGACAUAACAUUGGUGAGUUUGAGACGCUAGGUGGCAGCAAACAUUCAGGUAGUUGUUUCUAACCGGAUACAGUUAUGAACGGCCCUUGCACGACGAGCGGCCCGCUGACAUCACACAAGCAACGUUUACAACUGAUGACGACACUGCUCUCCCAAUUCCCCUGGAUAAGAACACCCAAUCCGGAGCACUUGUGCUUACCUACCAACAGCAACUCUCUGAUGAUGAUCUAAGGAUGGUUGGCAAUGGCUUGAACGAACUUCACCAAGCCACUUAUAAUGCCGGUGUCCCAUGGAGUUCUGUCCGCGGAGAUUAGGUCACCUCAGUUUUCAAAUUGAAAUAAUAAUAUGUCAACAGAUACAACGUGACUGGAUGAAACCAUUAACGAAUAUACUGUCAGAUUUGUGUAGCUGCUAUAGGCAUUAUUUAAGUUUUGUUUCAUAUUUCAUUAGACUAUUAGUAGUUAGCAAAACUAAUUGAUAAGUUUUGUGUAAUAUUUUCAGCAUAUUACAAAUUUAGAAUGAGUAAAAGACUUUCACGGUAACAGGUUCUUUCAUUAUACACAUUCCUAUCAUUAGCGAUUUGGAAUAUUCAGAUUGUGAUUGCACAAAACGCAUUUAAUAGUUCAAUCAGAUUCAAUUCAUUUAGGUUUAUUUUAAAUAUCUCAACUACAUGAUACAACAAUUUUUGUAGAGACUUUGUAGAGUGUUUGUUGUCACUCCUCAUUGGUGUCUAUAGUUUGCAUGCAUUCAUAAGCCUUUAUGGGGAGAUAUGGGUUGGACAUUAUAGGUGUAAUAAUAAUAUUUUAAUAAUAUUUAUUCGGGCAAUCACAUUUACAAGCACAUGUACAUACAUUAAAAAUAUUUAAGAAAAUAGUGUACACUAUUUGGUUUGGGUAAAACAAAUACAGAACAAUUUACCCCAAACCGAAUAGUGUCAUUAUAGUAUUGUUUUCUCCAUAUCUUUAAAUGGCUUAUGUUUUCAGAGUUGCGCUGGUCUUGCGUAUAUAGGACUAAUUUUUACAUAGGGCUGCCUAUGCCAUAGCAUACAGCUUAUUUGGAGAUGGACAGUUUAAGAUAUUAAACGAAUACACGAAGUUAAUACGUUUA